GAUGGCGCACCCGGAUUGCCUCAAGGACUUCGACAUGAAGUCCGAGCUGGAAUGCCGCUGCGUGCCCCUUUAUGGCAAGGUGUCUACGUUAAAACUCAAAAAUGCGGGCCGCAUCGAGGAGGCCAAGAAGCUGUUCAAUGAAGUCAGCCAAAUGGCCUGGGAAGGCGAGCAUCGAACGUAUGCACCCGGCCAGGCAGUUCCGUGGGAU
Messenger RNA from Symbiodinium pilosum, 208 nucleotides. The record is from the annotation of a GenBank genome assembly. Lineage: Eukaryota; Dinophyceae; Suessiales; Symbiodiniaceae.